GCGCUGCCGUGACGAGGACGUCGCUGCGGUGCAGCAGCGCGUGCCGCGGCGAGUGAAAAAUGGCCGCGAACGUGAGAACAGACAUGCGGAUACCGACGCGCGCGGCGCCUCGUCCCCCGGGCCAGAGCGCGACGCAGAGAGACCCGAUCUGGAGCAGCAGUAACGAUAUAUUCGGAGGUGCCCUGACGACGCAGCCUGGACAGAAGAAAAAGCCACCUCCUCGACCACCGCCUCCGAAGUUCAAUUAUAAUCACGCGCAAUAUCAGAGGGAUCAGAAACAGAAAAAGCCAGCCAGGCCGACGGAGCUGCUGACCAAUUUCUUCGGGCGAAAGAAGCAAGAGACUCCUCUUCCGACGCGUACCACCGGCCAGUUACAAAACCCGAUAACGCAACCGUCGAACUCCAUCGCGACAUCGGUAUCCUUGAUAGAUCUCAGCCCGCCUGGAUCGCCGACGUUCACGACGCGCUCGAGCGAUGGUGUCAGCGUCGACAGUUUCGGUAGUGACGGGAACUCGAAUCCGUCCGUAUUCACGAGCAGCGGAAACACAUCGCAAACGGAAAGUGCCUUCGAGGAUGACUUCGACUUCUUCGGUAUGUCCGCCAGGAAGGUAGCGCAAAAUGACCCGUGGCAGACCAAGACAACGGUGCAAGAUCCGUUCGGGCCACUGGAGGACGCGUGCACGAGCGUGUCCCAGGUCGCCGCCGGCGCCGGCCUCUUCCCGUUCAGUUCCGGCAAUCGCGCGGCGAACCAAGUGCCUUCCAACACGGUCGUCCCUAAGCCUCUCGUCACGUCGAUGCCCACGAUAAUCCGAGCGAGACCUCCCAAGCCUCCGGCGCCAAAGAUGUCGUUUAAGAAACUCGAACCGAUACCCAAGGAGACGUGUACCGGCUUCGCAGUCUCGAGUAGCGGCGCGACGGCCAAUCCGUUGACGUUGCAUUUCUCGAAUGCAUGGUCCAACGACGGUGAAGAGAGCGACAGCCCGUCGCCACCCAUGCCGACGAUUCCACCGCCGGCGCUACCUGCGAAUUAUUUGACUGAAUUCGGAGGCGACUUUGCGCAAGGAAAUUCCAGCGAACCUUACGGUAUUGUGCUGUACGAUUUCCCCGCAUCGCAUCCGAACGACUUAGAUUUAAAGGAGGGCGACAUUGUGCAAUUGGUGAAGAAGGUCAACGACGAUUGGCUGGAGGGAAGAAUAGGAAAUCGUCAAGGAAUCUUUCCGCUUAGUUACAUUGAUAUUAAAGUAUCUCUGCCGGGUUUGUCGGACAACGUGGUCACAGCGCUUUACGCUUUUCCGGGAGAGAACAGCGACGACUUGUCAUUCGAGGAGGGAGCAAAAAUUACGGUCAUAUCAAGGAUAUCGGAAGAUUGGUUGUACGGUGAGUACAACGGUAGGAAGGGACAAUUUCCAGUAAAUUAUAUAAAUAGACUUCCGCGUAAUAUUUAAACACUCUUUCAACGAAUCUUUUGUAUCCAGUGUAUUAACAAUUUACUAUUUCGAGAGCCUCCGUAUUGCAAACAUUAUUUAGGAUUAUUGCAUCUUUACAAAUCGAUACUAGGAAUAGUGAUGAGAGAAAAAGAAAGUGUAAAAAUGAAUCUUUUAUGCUGUAAUUUCGAUCAUGUACAAAUCAAAAAGAGAAAGAAAAUUUUAGAAGAUUUUACUGACAUAAAGACUGAAUUACACAUAACGAGUUACUAUCGUCGUGUUCCAAUAGAGAUAAUUUUCGAAAGUAAAUCGCGAUACUGUCUUUAGACAACUAGAAGAUAACGUUAUCUGCGAUUAUAUUGAUGGUAAUUGAUAUAUUUAGAAUUCAUUUAGCUGACUCUUUUUGUAAAAAGUUUUGCACCCCUGUACUGUUUGCAAUAUUUUGUAAAGGAUGCUACUAAAAUCCAUGUACUGG
Messenger RNA from Wasmannia auropunctata (little fire ant), 1899 nucleotides. RefSeq lists its product as uncharacterized. The record is from RefSeq and is a predicted model, not a curated record. The coding region runs from base 60 to 1445 and encodes 461 amino acids. The transcript has 6 exons. Gene Ontology annotation, molecular function: protein binding. Lineage: Eukaryota; Metazoa; Arthropoda; Insecta; Hymenoptera; Formicidae.